Messenger RNA from Trichoplax adhaerens, 1710 nucleotides. RefSeq lists its product as uncharacterized. The transcript is spliced from 16 exons. The record is from RefSeq and is a predicted model, not a curated record. Gene Ontology annotation, biological process: double-strand break repair; single strand break repair. Gene Ontology annotation, molecular function: 3'-tyrosyl-DNA phosphodiesterase activity; double-stranded DNA binding; single-stranded DNA binding. Gene Ontology annotation, cellular component: nucleus. Lineage: Eukaryota; Metazoa; Placozoa; Uniplacotomia; Trichoplacea; Trichoplacidae. The coding region runs from base 1 to 1710 and encodes 569 amino acids.
AUGUUACAGGGAAAAUCCCUUACACUUUAUGGAAUACCGACAUUCAGGUUCGAAAAUCCACGAAAUAUUAAUUAUCGUGCAAUAGUACUAAUACUCGUAGAUAUUUUUGUUCUUUUAUGGAUCUUUAACCACUUAAUUUUAGAAGUUUACCUUCUGUAUAUUGUGUUUAAAAGUCUAAUAAAUAUUCUACUUGUAGGUGAGGCAAACAGUAGGGAAGUAACCGAAAGUCCCAGAAAAAAAUUGAAAAGUCAUGACGUUCGAGUCGAGCAGCCAAGAGUAGAAACGAAAGAGCAUAGCCAAGACCAGGCUGAGCCUGAUCAAAUGUGUAACAAAUAUUCAUAUUAUUUAUCUAAAGUUCGCGGUCUUAAUAAUAAUUACAAUAGUAGAACCAGCAGUAUUCAUAUUAGAGAAAUUCUUGCCUUAGAAAAGAGUGAAUUAAUAUCAUCUAUACAGUUCAAUUACAUGUUUGAUGUCAGUUGGCUAUUGGACCAAUACCCAGAAGAUUACAGGAAAAAUCCAGUUUUAAUUGUACACGGUUACAGCGGCCAGUCUCGCAAUAAUUUAGAGCAACAAGGGCAACCAUUUCCAAAUGUUAAAUUUCAUCAGGCAAAAUUAGAAAUGGCCUAUGGUACGCAUCACAGUAAGAUGAUGUUUCUAUUGUACUCGAACGGACUACGAAUUGUUAUUCAUACCGCAAAUCUAAUCCCACAAGAUUGGGGUCGUAGAACGCAAGGUAUUUGGAUAAGUCCACUAUUUCUGAAACGAUCAGAUAAAUCAGAAAUGAACAUAGCAGAUGAUACUGGAUUUAAACAAGAUUUACUGGAUUAUGUUGCUAGCUAUGGACCGGCUUUAUUUGAAUGGAGAAGUCGAAUUAUGGAGCAUGACAUGUCAUCCGUAAACGUUUUUCUAAUAGCUUCGGUCCCUGGUAGACACGCUGGUAAAAAUAUUGAUAAAUGGGGACACUUGAAACUGCGAAAGAUUCUAAAACGUAAUGGGCCAAGUAAGGAUGAUGUAUCAGCAAAUUGGCCAGCCAUAUGCCAAUUUUCUAGCAUUGGUUCGCUUGGUAGUAAGCGUGAUGCAUGGUUGUAUAGCGAAUUUAGGACUAGUUUAUCUUCCACAUCAACGACAAGGUUAUCUCAAUUGGGAGAAAGAAAAGCUGAUGUUAAGCUGAUUUUCCCGUCUGUAGAAAAUGUCCGAAAUUGUUUAGAAGGUUAUAAAGGUGGUUCUUGCUUACCAUACAAUCGGGGUACCGCCAAUAAACAACCUUGGCUAAAUUCCUUAUUACACAAUUGGGCUGCCAAAAAAACUGGACGCCAUCGUGCAUCUCCUCACAUCAAAACUUACACUCGCGUAUCACCAGAUAAUACAGAAUUAGCUUGGUUUCUUAUAACCAGGCAAGUCGCAAAUCUUUCCAAAGCUGCUUGGGGCACAAUGGAAAAAAACGAAACGCAGUUGAUGAUUCGAUCUUAUGAAAUUGGUGUACUCUUUCUACCCAAGCAGUUUGGGGAUGGUAAGACAUUUAAAACUUGUGACCUGAAGACAAACUGGUUAAUUCCUUACGAUUUACCGUUGAUUCCGUACGGACUUCAAGAUUCCCCAUGGACAUGGGAUACACCUCAUCUUGAGCCUGAUACUCAUGGUGCUCAGUGGAUUCCAGGAGGAUAUAAAGCCUUUAGGGAAAGCCGCUAUGAUAAAGAGGAACAACCAUGA